CGAGUUGCGAACUUUGUUAAAAAACAGCUAAAAAAACUGUUUUUUACUAAAUAAGACUCAUUUAAAGUAAACUAUUUACUUUUACUAAUUUUAUUUCAACCAAUUUUGAAAUGAGUGCAGAUAGGUAUACAAAUUAUUAGGUAAUGAGGUUUCCAAAAUGAAUUGUGAUCAAGCAGUAUUGGAAGCUUCUCUUUCGCUUCUCUCUGUUGAAUCUCGUAAUUUACUAUCUUCCUUACUGAAUACUAAAAAAGUGUUAACGCAUGUAGGACCAGAUGGGAUAACCAGGCAAAGAGAUUGGAGAGGGCUAGCAUCAUUAGCAAAUAUAACAAAUGAACUGAAAUUGAGCAUCGACACACAAUGCAAGGACAAAGUUGGCAAGGUUUUGGAGCUAUGGAUAGACAUGAACGAUGGGACAGCCACUGUCCAGAAUUUACUCAAACACUUGGAACUUAUUGAUAGAUUUGACGUACAAGAUGACCUUAAGACUUUAGCUAUUGAAGAUAAAUUAUUAGAUGAUGUAGAAAGUGAUAUCAUCACAGUAGAAGAUAAAACGUUUGGGGCGCCACAGCAAUACCAUGCAUAUGUCCUGUAUGCUCAAGAGGACAGAGAAUUCUUUGAGAAGUUGCGAAAAAAUGUGACAGAUGAAGGUUUUAGUGUAUGUUCAGAAGACAAUCUCCUUCCAGGCUAUGCUUCGCGGUACCAGCCAUUAAGUCGGCUUAUGCUGUUGAGGUGCAGACAUAUAAUACUUAUCUAUUCUCCAGACUUCUUAAGAACUCCGGCCCUCAAAUUCUUUAUGAAUCUGGCACAGGCUGAUGGAAUUACAAAUAGGAAAAAUCUCAAGUUAAUUCCUGUGAUGUUCAGAGAAUGUGUAUUGCCGGAACAUUUGAGGUUCUACCAUAACCUCCGUUAUACAUAUCCAGAAGAUAAGGCGCCUUUUAACUUCUGGAAGAAGCUUAACGAUACUUUGGGACCUGUAGAUCUUAAUUCAGACCAAACACAAAUUACUACUGCAUCUUCAGAAGUGAUCUCAGAACUGACAAACGAAACGAAUGGGUUCACACCAGUAAAACAAUUGCAUCCGAACGGAAUCAAUAUGAAUACUCUUACACUACCCAGCAUUCCCAACGAAUCCGUCUCACUCGGUGAUCUCCGAAUAGACAUGAAACCGGAGGUGACAUCCCUGAGUCAUUCCAGCUUGGGAGGCAGAAAAAAGAAGUUGAAAAGUAUAAAAAACUUUUUCUUUACGCCGUUAAAACCGUUCAGGAGAUCAAAAGCAGAGAAGCAAAAGGAAAUUGUUGUUGAUAACUGAUAUACUCUAAUUCGCUAAGGGUUCCUCAAAUACUUGAUAGUGGUUUAUGUUUAAGAUUGGUGGCAGUGUCAUAGUAGCUUACAUUAGGGUGUGUCGGGUUAUUUUAACAUAUAGGUUACACAAUCUUAGAUUGGAUGGCUUAGAAAUUGUUUGUGUGACUCGUCACAACAUUUGUUUACAAAUACAUCACAUAAUUAUGAUUGUUCACAUACAGUACUGUAAGUACACUCGUGAAAUUUCACAGUCACAAUCAUGCCCAGAGAUCUAGACGCACCUCUAUGUCAUUGUAUAACUAGACUAUGUUUAUAUGGAUAAAGAAAACGAAUUCAAAAUGUGUGCCUGCAUUUAAGAUUUGUUUAAUUUUUAUAAUAAUACAAUAAUAAUAUUUAGUUAAAUAAACUAAGUGCUUGAUGUCUUGUGUGUUGCCUAACGAAUGUUUGACAACUCGAAAAUUGUGGUAGUCAUAUAGUACUAAGUAUGUUAAUGUUGAAAAAACGCAAGUAAAAUGUAGGUAUAAAAUUAUAUAGGUAUGUAAUGUGUAUGUUUACUAGUAAGCCCUCAAUUAAAAGAUCCAUACUGCGUUAUAGAUGUUAUGUUCCUGUAUGACAUGUAAAGGCGCAGCGCAGACGACAGACAAUCCGUGACGCACUUUUUAGU
Aricia agestis (brown argus) is the source of this 1966-nucleotide messenger RNA. RefSeq lists its product as uncharacterized. The record is from RefSeq and is a predicted model, not a curated record. The coding region runs from base 158 to 1309 and encodes 383 amino acids. Gene Ontology annotation, cellular component: plasma membrane. Gene Ontology annotation, biological process: Toll signaling pathway; MyD88-dependent toll-like receptor signaling pathway; defense response to Gram-positive bacterium. Lineage: Eukaryota; Metazoa; Arthropoda; Insecta; Lepidoptera; Lycaenidae. The transcript is spliced from 7 exons. Gene Ontology annotation, molecular function: Toll-like receptor binding; TIR domain binding.